CACCUUCGUUGGCUAUGGUUUAGCUGUCAUCAUUCGAAACGACAGUCGGCUGUUAUUUUAGCCAAUAUUUCCUCUCCCUUUCUCUCUCUCGCUUUCCUGCAUGUUUGACAGAUUGUAAUCGUAUCAUUAUUAAUUUUUCAGACACCGCUUCACUCCAUUCUGCUGUCGAACUCUUAAAAUCUCCACAUCAGGAGGAAGAUGUGGAAACUGAAGAUCGCGGAAGGAGGAAGUCCCUGGUUGAGGACCACGAACAAUCAUGUGGGAAGACAAGUUUGGGAGUUCGAUCCCGAUCUGGGAUCGCCUGAACAGCGUGAGGAGAUCGAGAGAGCUCGUGAGACGUUCUCGAAGCAUCGAUUCGAGAAGAAGCAUAGUGCAGAUCUAAUCAUGCGUAUUCAGUUUUUGAAGGAGAAUGCUGGUACUGUAGUUUUACCCCAAGUCAAAGUGAAAGAUACAGAGGAUGUUACAGAGGAUGCAGUGACAAACACAUUAAGAAGGGCUAUCAAUUUUCAUUCAACUCUCCAGGCUCAUGAUGGACACUGGCCAGGGGAUUAUGGAGGUCCCAUGUUUCUUUUGCCCGGCUUGAUCAUUACUCUUUCGAUUACUGGGGCGCUGAAUGCUGUCUUGUCAAAAGAACAUAGACAAGAGAUGUGCCGUUAUCUCUAUAACCAUCAGAACAAAGAUGGUGGGUGGGGUUUACAUAUCGAGGGCCCAAGCACCAUGUUUGGUACUGUCUUGAACUAUGUAACUUUAAGGUUGCUUGGUGAAGGAGCUAAUGAUGCAGAUGGGGCAAUGGAGAAAGGGCGUGACUGGAUUCUGAAUCAUGGUGGUGCAACUGCAAUAACCUCAUGGGGAAAAAUGUGGCUUUCAGUACUUGGAGUAUUUGAAUGGUCUGGCAAUAAUCCUCUGCCCCCUGAAAUAUGGCUUCUUCCCUAUAUCCUACCAGUCCAUCCAGGAAGGAUGUGGUGUCACUGCAGGAUGGUUUAUUUGCCUAUGUCAUACUUAUAUGGGAAGAGGUUUGUUGGUCCUCUCACACCUACAGUAUUGUCUUUGAGGAAGGAGCUCUAUACUGUUCCAUAUCAUGAAAUCGAUUGGAAUCAAGCACGAAACCUAUGUGCCAAGGAAGAUCUGUACUACCCACAUCCAUUGGUGCAGGAUAUACUUUGGACAUCCCUCGACAAAGUUGUUGAACCUAUUCUAAUGCAUUGGCCUGGGAAAAAGUUGAGAGAGAAGGCUCUUCGCACUGUCUUGGAGCAUGUACACUAUGAAGACGAGAACACUCACUAUAUAUGCAUAGGUCCUGUAAACAAGGUUUUAAAUAUGCUUUGCUGUUGGGUGGAAGAUCCAAACUCAGAGGCUUUCAAGUUACAUCUUCCUAGAAUUUUUGAUUUCCUGUGGCUUGCUGAAGAUGGCAUGAAAAUGCAGGGCUAUAAUGGAAGUCAAUUAUGGGACACAGCCUUUUGUGUUCAAGCAAUUAUUUCAACCGACCUAGUGGAAGAAUAUGGUCCAACUCUAAGAAAAGCACAUGCAUACUUGAAGAAGUCACAGGUUUUAGAAGAUUGUCCAGGCAAUCUUGAUUAUUGGUAUCGCCACAUUUCAAAAGGUGCUUGGCCUUUUUCAACCGGUGAUCAUGGAUGGCCCAUCUCAGACUGCACUGCGGAAGGAUUGAAGGCUAUUCUUUUACUAUCAAAAAUUCCAUCAGAAAUUGUUGGUGAACCAUUAGAUGCGAAGCAGUUAUACGAUGCUGUAAAUGUAAUUCUUUCCUUACAGAAUGGAGAUGGCGGCUUUGCAACCUAUGAACUCACUAGAUCUUAUGCUUGGUUGGAGUUAAUCAAUCCUGCUGAAACUUUUGGCGACAUUGUUAUUGAUUAUCCUUACGUGGAAUGUACAUCAGCUGCACUUCAAGCUUUGACAUCAUUUAAUAAAUUUUAUCCGGGGCAUCGGAGAGAAGAAAUAGAACAUUGUAUUAAAAAAGCUACAAUGUUCAUUGAAAAGAUACAAGCAUCAGAUGGCUCAUGGUAUGGCUCUUGGGGAGUAUGCUUCACCUAUGCCAUAUGGUUUGGGAUAAAAGGAUUAGUGGCUGCUGGAAAGAACUACAAUAAUUGCUCUAGCAUUUGUAAAGCAUGUGAUUUUCUGUUGUCCAAGCAGCUUGCUUCUGGUGGUUGGGGCGAGAGUUACCUUUCGUGUCAGAACAAGGUGUAUUCAAAUCUUGAUGGCAACAGAUCUCAUGUAGUAAAUACCGCAUGGGCUAUGCUGGCUCUCAUUGAUGCUGGGCAGGCUGAGAGAGACCCAACACCAUUGCACAGAGCAGCACGAGUAUUGAUAAAUUCCCAAAUGGAGAAUGGAGAUUUUCCACAGGAGGAGAUCAUGGGGGUCUUCAAUAGGAACUGUAUGAUCACUUAUGCUGCAUACAGAAACAUCUUCCCCAUUUGGGCUCUGGGUGAAUACCGAUGUCAGGUUCUACGGGGUCCCUUGACAAAAUAAUGCAAGUAAUUAUGACUCAUCUUUUCAUAUUGACUAGUAGCAAUUCCCAUAAUUUGUUUAGCCUUUUCUCGCUGCCAAUUUCAAUAGUACUGUAGGUCGAGUUGCAGAAGUUAUUAGCUCCAGAUUAAAAUACUUGACUCUGUAUGUAACAUUAUAUUUGAUUUCAGUGCAUGGACUGAAAUAAUCUUGUCUUAUGCUUUAGCAUUAUCUGUUAUAACAUCAAAUAAUAGGAAGCAAGAGAGUUGUUUGUUCAUGAGAA
This is a messenger RNA of Vitis riparia (riverbank grape), 2740 nucleotides long. Its product is annotated as cycloartenol Synthase. Gene Ontology annotation, cellular component: lipid droplet. The transcript is spliced from 19 exons. Gene Ontology annotation, biological process: triterpenoid biosynthetic process. NCBI's taxonomy places the organism in Eukaryota, Viridiplantae, Streptophyta, Magnoliopsida, Vitales, Vitaceae. Gene Ontology annotation, molecular function: intramolecular transferase activity. The coding region runs from base 199 to 2481 and encodes 760 amino acids. The record is from RefSeq and is a predicted model, not a curated record.